Thelazia callipaeda (thelaziosis nematode) is the source of this 1176-nucleotide messenger RNA. The record is from the annotation of a GenBank genome assembly. Lineage: Eukaryota; Metazoa; Nematoda; Chromadorea; Rhabditida; Thelaziidae.
AUGGAAAAUUAUAAGGAAGAAAAUGAUGUGCUACUACAAGUUGUUGAAGAAGACGGAGAUAUAACACAGCAGGAAUCUGAACUCGAUAUCCAAAUUGAUAAUCUUAAAAGUGAAAUUCAAGAACUUCGUAAAGAUCAAGGAGAGGUUCAAAAACUUGAAUCAAACAUAAGGACUUUGGAAGAAGAUCUAAAGCAACUAGAGAAGUUCAGAGAUACACUACAGGAAAAGCUCAAUGCAAAUAAAAAAAGAAAAGAUGGCUUGGAGGAAAAUAUAAAGCAGUUUUGUGCAGAAAUAGCUGAUAUGAAGACUACACUUGCUGCAAAAGAAAAACAGUUGACAACGCAGUCUGUGAGUGGUGAGGAAGCUAGGGCUCUACGGAUACGAAAAGAUGUGAUCACAGCUCGAAUUCAACAAGUUAAAAACGAACGUCAAGAAAUCGGGAAUGAAAAUGAUAUACUUCUUUCUUCAAAUUUCAAAGAGGCUUCGGAACUACGCGAAAGUUAUCGAAUAUUUGUCCGAGCCUAUGAAGAUAUAAGCAGAACAGUGAUUGGGGAAGAUCCAUUCAUUGCAACCCUAGCACAUCAUUCACCGAAUGAACCGAAAUUUCUUGAAUUCAUUGAUGAAAUUGAGGGGAAGUUGAAUGAACUUUAUGACAACGUGAAUAGUUGUAUCCGAAAGGUGGAAGAUGAAAUAACUGGAACAUGUCGAAAAAAAGAUGAAGUUGUACAACGUAAUUCCUUAUUGGUGGAAAAUCUGAAACAAAUCCAGCGACGGACUUCGAAAUUGACCCAUGAUUUUAAUCUCAAACGCGAAGAUUGGAAAGAUGAGCAUAAAAAAUUGAUGUCUGAGGUUGAUAUGGCACAAAAUGAACUUGAUAGCUUGUUAGCUCUACGUAACGGGAAGGUCAGUUUUGACAUGAUUGUGAACAUUUCUCACAGUGAGUUGUUCUUGGCAUAUAGAUUACUUCGUACCAUAAAUGCAAUUGAUCUUCACUGUUAUUUUCAGCUUUCUGCACAUGAGGAGCUAGUAGAGGCACGAAAAGAACUUCAAUCUCGAAGUAUUGAAAUCGAGGAAGCAAGCAAGAGGACGAUUAAUGAAGCGACAAUGAAGUUUUCAAUGUUACUGGACGUUUGGGAGCAUUUACGGGUAUGUUUAUUGCUACUGUUUCGGUUAUAA